AUGCUGCAAAAGAAUCUGAAAGAUUUGAAGAGAUCAAUUUCUGCGAAAUUCGGGAAGCGAAGUAAAUCCUCUUCACAAAGCGUCCAAAUACCAACCAUUAUCUCCGAUCACCAAUGCGCAACCUCUUCCCAUGACGAUGAGGAUCCUUACAGGGAGAUACUUCGAACAUACAGCGACAACGUCUCUCACCUUGUUUUCCAUGGUUCGUCAUUGAAGUCAAUGCGCAGUUUCGACUCGGACAAGUCGGUCAACCAACCGGAAUUCCGCCAAUCUUCCUCAGACACUCAUUUGGAGAGCAGCAACCAAGAAACCAAUUUAAAGUCAAAAUUGACACUAAGAACGUGA
Messenger RNA from Cylicocyclus nassatus, 345 nucleotides. The record is from the annotation of a GenBank genome assembly. Lineage: Eukaryota; Metazoa; Nematoda; Chromadorea; Rhabditida; Strongylidae.